Chilo suppressalis (striped riceborer) is the source of this 4090-nucleotide messenger RNA. NCBI's taxonomy places the organism in Eukaryota, Metazoa, Arthropoda, Insecta, Lepidoptera, Crambidae. The record is from the annotation of a GenBank genome assembly.
AUCAAUUUCGCACAUUGGGUACAAGUCUUCGGUAGUAUAGUGUUGGCGCACGGCAGUCUCGUUGGCCCUCUUGGCGGGCUUAGUCGCACUUUGCAAAAAAGGCGGGAAAUAUAGUCAGUGCAUUGACUUUUUUUUGUUAAUUAAUAAAAUUGGUGAGCCAGCAUAAGAAAAAGACAAUAAAAUGUCACCGAAGAGUAAAAACGUCGAAGAGGACUAUGAGAGCGAAGCCCUAAAGUCCGACGCUGAACCGGAGACAAGCGAGUGCAAAGAUGGCACUGCGCUGGAGGCCAAAAUGUCCCUGCUCAACGGCAUCACCGUCAUCGUGGGCUCCAUUAUCGGCAGCGGCAUCUUCGUGUCGCCGACGGGUGUGCUCAAAUACACGGGCUCCGUCAACGCCAGCCUGCUGGUGUGGAUAGCAUCCGGAGUAUUUAGUAUGAUCGGUGCUUACUGCUACGCCGAGCUGGGCACCAUGAUCAGGCUGAGCGGCGCCGACUACGCCUACAUCAUGGAGACAUUUGGACCGUUCGCCGCCUUCGUCCGGCUGUGGAUAGAGUGCAUGAUCGUCAGACCUUGCUCACAGGCGAUAGUAGCUCUAACAUUCAGUGUGUAUGUGCUGAAACCGAUAUUCCCUGAAUGUGACCCGCCCGAGGAUGCCACCAGGCUGCUGGCGGCCUGUUGUAUAUUGCUGCUGACCUUCGUGAACUGCUGGUCCGUCCGGGCGGCCACGAGGGUGCAAGACUGGUUCACGUACGCGAAACUGCUCGCCCUGUUCAUCAUCAUCGCUGCCGGCGCUUACCAGCUCUGCCGAGGAAAGGUGGAACACUUCACAUUCGAAGGGACUACGAAUGACGUUACGUCGAUAGCACUGUCUUUCUACUCAGGCCUGUUCGCUUACAAUGGAUGGAACUACUUGAACUUCAUCAUCGAGGAGCUUAAGGACCCGGUGCGCAACUUACCGCGUGCCAUCGCCAUAUCCUGCACUCUCGUCACUGUUGUCUACACCUUCACGAAUAUCGCCUUUUACACCACUCUAUCGCCAACAGAGGUGCUGGGCUCAGCGGCGGUGGCCGUGACGUUUGCGGAGCGUCUGUUCGGUUGGUUCGCGCUCUCCAUCCCGCUGUUCGUGGCAGCUUCCACCUUUGGUGCCGUUAACGGGGUUCUGCUUACUUCUUCACGGUUGUUCUACGCGGGCGCGGCGCAGGGCCAGAUGCCGGAGAUGCUGACGAUGGUGUCGACGCGCGCGACGCCCGCACCCGCUGUUCUCGCGGUGGCACUACUGUCGCUGCUCUACCUGACCGUCUCCGAUAUCUACGCGCUCAUCAACUACGUCGGGUUCGCCACAUGGUUGAGCAUCGGCGCCGCAGUAUUGUGCUUACCAGUAUUGAGAUAUACACGACCCGAUUUAGAAAGGCCAAUAAGAGUCAACUUAUUCUUCCCUGUGAUCUACAUAGUGUGCACGAUCCUGGUGGUAGCUGUGCCGGCCGUAGCAUCGCCCGCGGAGACCGGCGUGGGAUGCCUCAUGAUCCUCACCGCCGCCCCCGUCUACCUGCUGCUGCUGCACCCGCGCACCCGCCUCACGUGCCUGUCCACGCUCACCGGACACGCAACUCAUUUGGUCCAAAAAUUGACACUGGCCGUACGACCAAAGACGAAGUGAAUAUUCAACGAAUGCGACAGCGAACAUUUAUGAAAUCAACAAUCUAUGGAUCAGUGAUGUAGGUAUGAAAAAAGGAAUAUCGAUAUUUUCUCACGAAACAGAAUAAUUCCCGCACUGUCAUUAAAAAGUGUAGAAUAAUUAAAAGAGUGUGAUUUUUACUUAUUUGUUUAUCUAACAUAAACUGAGUAUUUAUUAAUUAAUUUGCAUUGUUUGAAACCGUGUGUUGAUAAACAAUAGCUGUGGCUAUACUUUAUUUAUAGUUAUUUAUUAUUUUAUAAAAUCUUAUACUCAUUUUUUAUAAUAAGUAAGUCAUUAUAAUAUCACAGCGAAAACGGCUAUAAGUGUAACUUGUGGAAUGUUGUUGAAAAUUUUAAGCAUAUUAUUAAAUAAGUACCAAUAGUCGGUUGGAAUCCCAUUUAUUCUGAAUGAAAAUAUAUCGGUUUUAGGUACCUACAUGUUUAAAGUCACACGUGGUUCUCUAAUUAUGCCUCAGUUUUGUAAACAAAAGAAGCAAAAAUAUACUUAUCCGUCGUGUUGUGUUGUGACGCGAUCUGACACGAUCGGUUUCAUACAUUAAGUACGGUUACAAAUAUACUUGUGUGUCACGAUCUAUCGCGAUGUGUUGACACCGUUCUCACUCUAAAGAUACUAUAUGUAUGAAACAGUUAGCUCUCUGAUGCUUCACAACACAACACGACAGAUAAGUUUAGUUCUGCCAUAAUGCAAUUUGGAACUUAAUUUAAGCCAAAUCGUAAACUGUCAAUACCAGAUUUAUUUAUAUACAGAAUAAAUGUGAUUGGAACCAUCUAUAUCUAAGUAAAUUAAUGUAAAUCUGUUGUUGACUGUUGUCUCUAUGUACAUAGAAUAAUGACUGUAAUACCAGUGUAUAAUCACAAUUUAAUUAUUCAUAUAAAUAAUUUGAAAACUUUUUAUUGCUCAAGGGAGAUAUUUUAUAGCAAAAAUCAGGCAAUAGCUUUAUUAUCUGGCCUUUAGUAUUGACUAAUGACACACAAGGAAAUAUAAAACAGACAAAAUCGAUAUAUCGAUUAUUUAUACGGGCGUUGAACAUAUUACUACAAAAUGUCUAAGCACGCCCAAUAUAUGCUAUGAAAAGCUACAGAACAGAAACAUCUCAUGUGGUAAUAAUUAUAGUAAUGGCGCUGUAACCACUUGCAAAAAAUACAGUAUGGGCAAUGCAUUUCAAAGUUAUUUAAAGAUAAUGUUUAUCUAGUACCUACCCAAAGUGUUUUUAACCAUGACGAUAAUAUAUUUAAAUUCUUAGUUUCCUAAUUUCUGAUUGAAGACCUAUAAUAUUCAAUAUUUUAUUAGUUUUUAUCAUUACAAAUUCAUCAGUCCUAAGUAAAAUAUGUAUUUUUUUAAGGGUGGCACACAAGUGUACAGCCCGCUUGAUGGUAAGCGGCCACCAUAAUGCUAUAGAUUCUUGUGAUACCAGAAAUAUCUUAAGUCAGAAACAUAUUAACAUGUCGUGGCAUGUCGUGACGCGCCAGAAGCACAUCGGUUUCAUACAUUUAUUAUGAUUAGAGACAUAUUUGUAGGACAAGUCGUGUCGACACACAAAUAUGUUUCUGCUUGUACUUGCUCAGUGCACCAUUGCCACCCCUUAGUAGUCUGUGACCAUUAUCUACCCUGACCCAAUUUCCUAGCCAAUAGUUUUUCAUAAUCAAUUUAUGAAAUUUUAUUACCAAUGUAUUUUCAUCGUAAAUUUCAAUUAAGAAAAAAAUGUUAAUAUUCCUAUGUCUCUUUUUGAGAGAUUUUUACGUUUAUAAAGGUCCUGCUUGCACCUUCAUUUUGUGGAGCCUUGUUUUGGUUUUACUCUAUAUUGAUACUUUAAAAUAAACAUACGUUUUGUAUAUGAUGCUUUAUAUUAAAGUAUUGAAUGCAUGCUUUAAUGACAUCUAGGUCUUUGUAAAGGAAGUUGACAAUAUCUCACGUAGCGCGACUUUCUAUAUCUAUACAUUAUUAUACCAACUAUAUACUAGUUUAGGUAGUGUUUUUAAGCUUAUGCUGAUUUUUGUUAUUUACGGUCAACAGCUUGUCUCGUUACUUGAGAAAGUACAGAAUUUCGACAUUAAAUGUGAUGUAUGUCGUGUGUUUUGUGUAGAAAUUCUGUAGAGAAUUUUGAUCUUCGUAUUUAACUUUAAAUAUUAAAAGUAUAUCGGAGAACUUUAUCAGUUUUAUAUAACCUGAGGAGCUGCUGUGCGUACAUAAUUUUUUAUCGAUAAUGGAUAAAAAUAAGACGGAUUAUUGUUGUACGUAGAUAAAUAAGAGCAUUGUAUGCAGUGUAAGUAAUGGAAGGACAAUUUUUUUCCUUCUAAAUAUAGCAGUUAUUAAUAUAUUUUUGUGCUUAGUAAUACCAUUUAUUAAUUAUGCCUAUGUAUUCCGUAAAAUUUAAGAUUCAUCUACCAGCAGGGC